UUUAACCCCACUUUGGUAGCCUAGCACGUGUCACCAUCCUAAGGCUAUAAAAAUAUCUUGGCAUUUCUUCACCGUUGAAAUGCUUCCCCACUAUGAUAUAUAGGGUUUCGUGGGGGUCCCUCCUUUCUCGCAUCACAAAUUAGAUAAAAGUGGGUCCGAAUAUUUUUCCUCUAAGAAAAAAGGUACGCAUGGCAUCCAUUCACCGCAACCAUCACUCGCAGCCCCAACACCACCACCACCACCACUCGCCGCCCCAUAUUGAACGGCAAGAACAUGAUGAAGUCAUCACCCUCCCCUCCGAUCCUCUUUUGGGUGAACCCCAUGAGUACACAAUCACCGCCUUUGGUCCUCCGCCUGACGCGGCGGAAACAAAUCCGUCGCCACCACCCUUACCUCCACCCUCCUCCGACAUUAUGCCGCUUUUGAAGGAAGAGCCGGCGGACUUAGAGGGGUCCCUUGCAGUGACUCCAUCGCCGCCGCCACAAACGGGUGCGUUGGUGGCGGCGCCACCUAAGAGGUCCAGCAGGGAUCGCCACACCAAAGUUGAGGGUCGUGGCAGGAGAAUCCGCAUGCCAGCGGCUUGCGCGGCCCGAAUCUUCCAACUGACGCGAGAGCUAGGUCACAAGUCCGACGGCGAGACAAUCCGCUGGCUUCUUGAACGGGCCGAGCCCGCCAUCAUCGAAGCCACCGGCACCGGAACCGUUCCCGCCAUCGCCGUCUCCGUCAACGGUACGCUAAAAAUUCCUACGACACCCAGCACUGCCUCCACUUCCCCAGAAACCGCCGGAGAUGGAGCUAGAAAGCGACGAAAAAGGGCUCAAAGCAGUGAGUUUUAUGAUGUCGCCAAUUCUUCCAAUCUUGCCCCUGUAGCACCCAUUGCACCGCAAGGGCUUGUUCCGUUAUUUCCAAGCGGCACAUUUUUCAUGAUCCCGCCCACGGCUGGUGCCGCAACAAUCGCGGCUGCUGGGCCGUCUAACCAACCCCAGUUUUGGGCCAUACCUGCCACCGCAACACCGGUUUUCAGCAUUUCUGGGAGGCCCAUGUCGAAUUUCGUUUCGGCAAUGCAAGCGGGAGUAAACAUGAGUUUUAGUACUAGCUCCACCACCACCACCACAAUUAAUCCAACCGCCGUAGGUGGUGGUGCGGCUGCUUCUUCUGGUAACACUGAAAGUGGUGAAAACUCUGGUGGAAAGAUUUCAAUUUCAACAACAAUGGCACCAAGUUCAAGUUCUGUAACGAGUAAAACCACAGUAGCAACUGGUACACAAACGCUUAGGGACUUUUCACUGGAGAUUUAUGACAAGAAGGAGCUUCAGUUUAUGUCGGGUUCAGGUCCUGGAAAUCAUGAACAGACCCCAUCUUCUAAACCCUGAUGACUCAAGAUUGGGGUUUUAGCCCAUAUAUUUUCAGUGCUUUUCUAUUUUUCUGUCUUUUAACCAUGGAUUAGCUCGCAGUUAUCAAGCCUUUUUGCUUUAUUCAGGGUAUUUCUUCUCCUAUCGUUUAAUAAUUUGUAAAUGCUCUCCGAUUGAUUCUAAUGUAACUCUACUUUGCGAG
Molecule: messenger RNA, 1554 nt
Organism: Olea europaea var. sylvestris
Lineage: Eukaryota; Viridiplantae; Streptophyta; Magnoliopsida; Lamiales; Oleaceae
Product: transcription factor TCP19-like
Exons: 1
Coding region: 189-1373 (394 amino acids)
Cellular component (GO): nucleus
Molecular function (GO): sequence-specific DNA binding; DNA-binding transcription factor activity
Source: RefSeq, a predicted model, not a curated record